AUGGCGCGGCCCCAACGCCUGCACGUGGUGGCACUGGCACAUCGAGCGUUGCAAGCAUCGGCGAUCGACAAAGGGGUUGGCUCGGCGACAACAGGUACUCAAGGCAGGACGCAGGAAGCUCAGAAGUCAUACAUCAUAACUACAAUACGUGAUAGCUCUUGUCCUGUUGAUUCUUCUAAUCUUUUGGACAAUAACUUGGCCUUUGACUUCUCAGUCUCCAUUAGUCAUAGUAUUAAUAGAACAGCAAAGGAAGAACUAAUAGUUUGGUCAGAAAAAUGUGGAAGAGUAAGGUGCCAGAUGCAUGAUUUGGUUCAUGAUCUUGCGCGGUCCAUCUUGGGCAAUGAAAUUUCACUUGUGCCAAAGGAGGCAACCAUGCUCUCAAAGAGCUAUAGAUACUUUUCUUUGAUUAAUCAACCAAGAAAUAUUCGGCCUAAAAGUAUUUUUGGUAAGGCACGUGCUCUAUAUGUUGAUGAAAGUGAUAUCGCCAUAUUUGGCAAGGAAUUGAAGAAUGCAAAGCACUUGCGCAGUAUCACGAUGGAAUCUUUGUCUACAAAAUCAGUACCCACUGCCAUACUGCACGUAAAAAAUCUGAGGUAUCUUAGCAUAUCACACGAGAAUUUUGAUACACUUCCUGAGGCUAUUUCAGAUGUUUGGAGCCUGCAAGCGCUUCAUGUAACAGUCUGUCGUUACCUUAUCAAGCUACCUGAAUCCAUUGGUAAGCUGCAGAAGUUGAGAACACUAAAUUUGUCAGGAUGUGAUAGCCCAAUGAAUUUACCAGAUUCUGUUGGCGAUUGCCACAUGAUUUCAAGUUUAGACCUUUCUAUUGCAAGAAGAUUCCAGUGUUGCCGAACUCAAUAA
Miscanthus lutarioriparius is the source of this 858-nucleotide messenger RNA. Lineage: Eukaryota; Viridiplantae; Streptophyta; Magnoliopsida; Poales; Poaceae. The record is from the annotation of a GenBank genome assembly.